Molecule: messenger RNA, 3463 nt
Organism: Engraulis encrasicolus (European anchovy)
Lineage: Eukaryota; Metazoa; Chordata; Actinopteri; Clupeiformes; Engraulidae
Gene: hapln1a
Product: hyaluronan and proteoglycan link protein 1a
Exons: 4
Coding region: 389-1432 (347 amino acids)
Biological process (GO): skeletal system development; cell adhesion; glial cell differentiation
Cellular component (GO): synapse; perineuronal net
Molecular function (GO): hyaluronic acid binding
Source: RefSeq, a predicted model, not a curated record
UUGUGUGGACCUUGCGAGGAGCCCAAUCUUCCCCCCACUUUGGUACCACGCUCUUCUGCUGCCUGCCUGCUUUACCCACCAGCCCUCGUGCCCGCCCGCCCGCCUGCCUGCCUGCCUGCCACUCUUCUCCUCCGCUACCUCCACUCUGCAGGCAAGAAAAGACAGAAGCAAAAGACAGUGAGAAAAAAAAGUGAGACAGACGCAGUCAGACACAGACAGAAAGAAAGUUUGGGGCUUAAAGUUUGAGGCACUGAGCACUUUUUAGAAAAACAAAACAAAAAAAACAGAUCUCACAAGUCCGCAACUUGUGUUCACUUUUUCUUAGACAAGAGGGCCCCUGGAAAGAGCGGGGGGAAAAAAACAGAAGAAAAACCUCACAGACGAAAAGAUGAUUACUCUGCUUCCCCUUGCGAUGCUGGCUCUGAGCCUGGCCAGCAGUGCACAUGGACAGGCCGGCAGCGCUAUCUACACUACAGACACUACUCCCGAGCUCACGGUCGUGACCGACUCCCCCAACUUGGUGGCGACCCGCGGAGGCAACCUGACCCUGCCAUGCCGCCUGCAGCGCAGCACUUUCUUCCACUUUGGCAACGCGGGCAUGAGGGUGAAGUGGACCAAGUACAAUGCCGACUUCACGCAGGAGACCGACGUGUUCGUGUCCAUGGGCUUCCACAAGAAGGCCUACGGUAACUUCGAAGACCGUGCCUACCUGCGCGAGGCCGACGACAACGACGCCACCCUCAUCAUCACCAACGUGGGUCUGGACGACUACGGCAAGUACAAGUGCGAGGUCAGCGACGGCAUGGAGGACAACGUUGAGGAGGUCACCGUGGAGCUCCAGGACAAGGGAGUCGUCUUCCCGUACUCACCCAGGCUUGGCCGCUAUAACCUGAACUUCCACAAUGCUGAGAAAGCCUGCAUGGACCAGGAUGCUGUGGUGGCCUCCUUCGAGCAGCUCUACGACGCCUGGCAGGACGGCCUGGACUGGUGCAACGCUGGCUGGCUGAACGACGGCUCUGUGCAGUACCCCAUCACCAAGCCCAGGGAGCCUUGUGGUGGCGCGGCCAGUGCUGGUCUGAGGAACUAUGGCAAACGCGACAAAUACGCCCACUACUUUGACGUCUUCUGUUUCGCUGGCUCCCUGAGAGGUCGUUUUUACUGGCUGGUGCAGCCCGACAAGCUGACCUUUGCAGAGGCCGUGCAAGCCUGCCAGGAUGACGGUGCCGAGAUUGCCAAGGUGGGACACAUGUACGCAGCUUGGAAGCUGCAGGGCUACGACCGUUGUGAUGCCGGCUGGCUUGCCGAUGGCAGUGUGCGUUACCCCAUCUCCAACCCCAGGAGUAACUGCAGCCCGACAGAGGCUGCGGUGCGCAUGGUCGGCUUCCCCGACAAGAAGCAAAAGCUUUACGGCGUUUACUGCCACAAAGCUUAGUGAGAACUGCGCAAAAAAGAAGAAGAAAAAAACAGAUAUUGCGAAGGUUCGACCAUAACAACCAAAGAAGCAACACAACAACACGUUUUUUAAAAAGUACACAAUGGACUAUAAGCAUGAACUAGCAUUAUUUCACCAAAACUGUGAUAACCUUUUUAUUAUACAUACAGUAUAUAAAUCUGAGUUGAACACUCGGAUAUUGUAUAAGAUACUUUCUAUACUGUAACAUUCCACAAAUUCAUGUGUUUAAAGAAAACAAUUUAUUGAAAAAGCUAACCUUACAUAUUUGAUUUUAAAAAUUUGGACAUUUUUAUACAACUAUGCAACAUCUGCAAUUCAAUUGAACUGUUGGUAGGUUGACACAGCAGGCUAGCUAGCUAUGAUGUGUCAGAGUAACUCAUUGAGGCACAUUUCCUGUCUUUAAGAUCCGAAAAAGCCACUGUCUGAUCAGAAUGACUGAAAUCCAAAUUGUUUUUCUACAUUUUUCCGUUUUCUAUUGGCCCAGUGUGUAACUAUUUCUUUGUUUGUCACUCACACUUUUCUUGUCUAUUUUCCAUUGACUGCUUUUCAAUGUAAUUUUGAAAUUUAUAAACUGUGAUCAUGUGUUUGAUGUACCUGCUUGAAAUUUAAGAUGAAUGUAUGUGUCCGAAUGCCUAUUUCGUGAUAAGUAGUUGAUUCUUCAUUUUUUAUGGAUAAUCAUAGUUACCAAGUGUUUCCCUCCAGCUAAUGUUUUAAAACACUUUGUAUGGCCAUCUUUUUAUUCGUUCUUUUACUUUUCUCGUGUUCUUUGAUUGUGACAUUGUUUUGUAUUGUGUAAUUACAUUUUAAAAAAUGUCCUCAUACAUAGAUUUAUGUAAGAAUGCCUCAUACAUCCACGUCACAGAUGCCCCAAUAUGAUUGGUCAAAAUUGAGUCUUGAGCCUAUUCGCUAAUUAAUGCUAAGCUAAAAACUCUGUUUAGGCGCUAGUUAGCAUGAAGCACUGAUAGCCCACACAGCUGCCGUACGUCUACUACGUCUCAUAUUUGGUAUGUACAGCCAUAUCAGAAACAGAACAUUGAUAUGUUUACAACGACAAACGAAAAAAUAACAGCUGCAGCUGUAUCAACCUUAACACUGGACACCUGCUUCCAAGACAGGAAAAAAAGACUGCCCAGAAAGACAACGGAUUUCUGCCAAUGACAAACUGCUGCAUGGUAAAACGUCUUACAAGGCAUUCAGUAGGCACUUGAAAUAUACCCAAAAUCAAGUUGCUGGAGGGGAACUGUGCUUUAAGAAUGUUCAGUAAAACCUUUGUAGCUAACACCACCAUAUCAUUCAAUAACUCAUAGCCCAGUCAUACAAGACUCUCAGUAGGCUAUACAGAGAUUAUUUGUCAAGUGCCUGUUGGACUGUAAGAGACAGUGCAGCUGAAGAAGCUGUUUGGCACUCCAUUGUGGCUGCCAUUUACCUAAAGCCAACUAGAGAUUAGAAAAAAAAGGGAAAACGAACGCGGAGUCUGACUGAGACAUGAGACAUAAAAGGGAAUGUUGAACUUUGUUUAACGACUUUAUAAAUUCAUUAACACUAAAGAAUUUUUCUUAAAUUUCACAUUCUUUUUUUACCAGUGAUGUGUGAAUGAUGUUAGAAUUUGGAUAUACAGUGCUGUUACCACUAGCAACUGUUGUCAACAGACAGCAGUUUGGCUUACAUCUCCACAAUACAGAACUCGGUAACACAUCUGCAAGUGCAUAGUGCUUUCUAUGUUGUUUUAGUAACUGUAGCUAUGAGUUGUACUGGUCAGAUGCAUAGCGUAAAAAAUCCUGUAAUUGGAAUGUCCUUUUUUCUGUACCACAUGGAGUAUGUGAUUGCGAUUCCACUUUGCCAUAAAACCACUGUAUUUUCUACUAUCUAAUUUCAGUGGUGAAAACCAUAGAAUGUUGGCCCACCCAGUAAAUUCGAACUACUGCUUUGUGUUAACAAUGUUUUCCAAAGUCAUGUUUCCUUGAUCCCAUCUCCGAAACAGAAAAUAAAGCCCUUCGAUUUGAAAUUUGA